This is a messenger RNA of Pseudonaja textilis, 1513 nucleotides long. RefSeq names its product triggering receptor expressed on myeloid cells 2-like. Gene Ontology annotation, cellular component: cell surface. Gene Ontology annotation, molecular function: signaling receptor activity. NCBI's taxonomy places the organism in Eukaryota, Metazoa, Chordata, Lepidosauria, Squamata, Elapidae. The record is from RefSeq and is a predicted model, not a curated record.
AGUAAAGCAAAGUAUUUGUCUGGUUACAAGUCUCUCUUUUCUGUUUUAAUUAGCACCUCUUGAUUUCCCACAGAAACAUGAAAAAGCUUUUGUAUCUCAUCUUCCUGGUCUACUUGUCAGUGUCUACAGCUGAGAUAAUUACAGAGGUUUCCGGUGUUGAAGGAGGACCCAUUUCCAUCAAUUGCUCCUAUAGUCCUCAGAAAAACCAAUGGAGAGAGAAAAGUUGGUGUAAGCACAUAAGUGAGGCAACAUGCCAGCAUGUUGUCAGUGCCCGACGUUUUUGGCUGCCCUUCCUCAAGCGAAGAAAUGGCACCACUGCCAUUGCUGACAAUAUCCAGGAAGGGGUGCUCAUGGUAACCAUCAACCCACUCCAGAAACAGGAUGCUGGUUGGUAUCAGUGUAUGACAAAUUUCUUGGGGACUGUGAAGACCCUGCAGAAGGUCAAGGUGAAUGUUCUGACAAAUAUAGAGAAUUCUAAUGUACAAGAGACACCCAGAAUCCUUCACAGCAUCUCUGGCUUUUCUUCAAAUGCUGGAGUCAAUCUCACCUUCCUGGUGGCUGGCUUUCUCGGUUUCAAACUACUGGUUGCUAUCAUUAUCCUAAUUAUUGCCAGAAACAAGAAGAGAACUACUGGAAAUGAGAGCAGAGGAGAAAACCUGCAUUUUCACCUCCCAGUCAUCACAGGUACCUCACAAGUUCUCAGAAACAGAGAACUUGCUGGCUCCUAUUGUCAUUUUAAUUAUUACCAGAAGGAAGAAGAACCGAAUAGAUCCUGAGAACUUACUGUUUCAGAUGCUCUUGCUAUUCUAGACAAACCCUCCGUGCCAUUUUUAAUGCAGACACUGAAGCAAUGAGUCAGGACUUUGAAAUCACGCAAACAACUGCAGCUCACAAGUUUUUCCAAUGACUCAUUGGCCGGUGUUGCUUUUGGAUUCUGAAUUUUUACAAUAGAUUGCAAUUUCUUUUUUCAGUCUUUUUUUCUAAAUCUCAGUGUUAAAAAUGAAAACUAUUGUUUUAAAAACAGUGUCAGUAUACUAACAUAUUUUUGCUGUUUAAAAAAAAGAAUAACUCCUAUAACAGCUAUGGCCAUUGGCUUUAUGUGUCUCUCUACCUCAUUUCAUUUUAUUCUGCUUCUGCCUGUUCCUGUUUCCAACAUAACAGGAAAGAACCCACAUGAGUGAAUUCGACAGGAGAAGAACAAAUAAGAAUCCAUUGAUCAGUAUCCAUGGGUAAAGUCCGAAGAUGAGGUGUGAAAAAGUCCAAAGAGUCUAGAUCAGGUGCUUGGAGUUCCCCUUGCACAGCCAAAUUUGGCCAACAAGGCAUUGAGAAUCUGAAAUGAAUGCAGUAAUACUGUUAAUACUAUUAAUUGCAUCAUAUCUUGGUGAGCAAACUGCACAUGUAAGAAUAAAUGUAGCUUUUCUCCUUCUUUCCACUCUUAUUAUCAUAACAGAGGAUGUCAUAAAAAAAAAUAAGGGGUUGCAGCAAAAUGUACAUAUCACUCAGCACAAAAGAA